AUGGCGAUGCGAGCCAAUAGCGAAAAUACCGCACACUCGCCUGACCUCGGUCGAUGCUGCAUCAUGCGGCCAAUGCUGGACUGCAACUGCGGGCACAAUGCAACGAUCUGUGGACAUACGUCGCAAAGGCCAUCAGCGAGGGUAGCGGGAAUAGUUACCGGUGAACUACAGCCCAUGGUUGUGAAACUAGUGUGGUCUUGCGUCUUGGAUGCAGUGGCCUGGAUUGCAGGAGCUGGCCGAGACUUUCUGCGCUGGGUAGAAGGCGGAUUCCCCCUCACGGGCGACCGUCGUCUAUAA
Molecule: messenger RNA, 297 nt
Organism: Penicillium antarcticum
Lineage: Eukaryota; Fungi; Ascomycota; Eurotiomycetes; Eurotiales; Aspergillaceae
Exons: 2
Coding region: 1-297 (98 amino acids)
Source: RefSeq, a predicted model, not a curated record